Messenger RNA from Cajanus cajan (pigeon pea), 1937 nucleotides. RefSeq names its product Regulator of Vps4 activity in the MVB pathway protein. Lineage: Eukaryota; Viridiplantae; Streptophyta; Magnoliopsida; Fabales; Fabaceae. Gene Ontology annotation, biological process: protein transport. The record is from RefSeq and is a predicted model, not a curated record.
GAUUGAUAAUCUCAGAACUUCCAUCAUGAAUUACCACUUCAUCAUAAAUAUGCGCGCUACAUAUAUUACGCUUAUAAUCAUAACUUUUUUCUCUCUAUAUAUAUACAUGUUAUGUUCCAUUACAUUGACACAACAAUCUUGUUGCAUAUUUCAUAUACUUUUUGUUGCUUUCUUAUUACUUACGUCCUUAUUCUCUCUAGAUUUCCUAGCUCCUUAGGUUGUUUUUUCUGGUCUCAUUCUUGGUGUGGUUUCAGAUUUUACCUCUUGUGAGGAGCUUCUCCUCUAUCUCUCUCUGUUUGGAAUUCUGGGAUUUUCUCUUCGUGAGAGCUACAUUUCUUUUCUUUGAGGCCUCCUCAAUGCUGAUUCUUAGCGUAAAUUGAUCUUCAUUCUCAUUUACAAGUAUACUUAAUCACAACAUAGAAUCUAAGAUACCCCACAAAAGCCAUUUUCCCUUUUCAGCCAACUUGGUUCCUUCAGAUUCUAGGAGACAAAUGUUUCGGUGGCUAUUCAAACCCAGGUUCUAUUCAAAAUGCUUGUCCUACGUGAAGUUUUUGAAGUCUCGGCUAGAGAUUAUACAGAAGAAGAAGAAAGCAGUGCAGAAGUUUCUGAAGAGUGACCUUGCCGUGCUUCUUAGGAGUGGCUAUGAUUUCGAGGCAUACAAAAGGGCUGAAUGGUUUUUGUUAGAGCAAAAUAUGUUAUCCUGCUAUAAACUCAUUGAGAAGUUUGUUGGAUGCAUAUCAGAUCAUGUUGAAGAGCUAACCAAGGAGAAGGAUUGCCCUGAUGAAUGCAAGGAAGCUGUGCCAUCAUUGGUGUAUGCUGCAGCAAGAUUUGCUGAUCUGCCAGAACUGCGUGACCUCAGAACAAUAUUUACCGAGAAAUUUGGGAAUUCUCUUGAACCUUUCAUUAAUAAAGAGUUUGUUGAGAAGCUGAGGUGUGAUCCCCCUUCCAGAGAAAUGAAGAUUAAACUGUUAUAUGACAUAGCGCAAGAGUUCUCUAUAGAGUGGGAUGACAAGGCUUUGAGUCAAGGACUUCUUUAUACACAGUCGUCGUUAUGUGAAGAGAGGCCUAAUCCUGGAGGAAACAGGAACAGCAAUACAUCCAAAGGAAAGGAAAGAGACACCUUACCCCUUCGAAGCAAGGAAUUUAAUGAUGACUCAUGGAUACACCGAAACAGUAGUGAUGAUGAAACAAGUACAUCACAAGAAAAGGGUAGUAGUUCAAAUUCGUUGGAAAGCAUAUCUGAGGAUGAAGUAGAAAGUAAGAGGCCAAAUUCCUAUUGGUUCAUUCCACCCCCAUACCUCAAACAAAAGACUGACAAAGGUGAAAGCAAUUCAACGAAAACAACACAAUCUGAGGCUCUACCAAAAAAGGAAUCAAAGCAUCCGAGAUCAGUAAGGAAAGACAGUGUUGCUGAUUCUAAAACAUCUCUAGUGAGAGGAAAUUCUGUUCCUUCUGACCCCACAACUGCAGUGGAAACAUCAAAAGGGCAUGUACGAACAAUUUCCUUGGGAUCUAGAAUGAGGGGUGGUGCAUCGCAUGUGCAUCCUAAUCUACCCGAUUAUGAUGAAUUGAAAGCUCGUUUUGCAGCUCUCAGACAGAAAUAAGAAACCAACAGCUUCAUUAGCACCAGCACCAGAGAAAACUUUCUCAUUCUCAUUGUUAUUUGAUUCGGUUGGUAAUUCUUUUACGUGACAGUGACACAAUUUCAGGUGUUCUAGGCCAUUUUUUAUGUCCUGUCUCAACAUCAUUAGACAUUUAAGAUAGAUUAUAUCAUUCAUAAGACAUUUAAGAUGCAUUAUUUCAUUCGUUAUUCAUGUCCAGUUCUAUCUCUUUAUCCCAUGUUCAUAAUUCAAAUGCUUGUUCCAAAAAUGUUUAGGAUUCAAAUCACAUUGUUGUAAAGCUGUAAUGAUGUUCUUGGACUAGUUCCUAUAUGUGUG